GCUUGGGGGCAUACGCUCACUUCCUCUUAACGAAAGCCCUUAGCAGAUAUCAUUCCACAGCUUUUCACUGAGCGCCUACUGGGUGCCGGGCACUAUCCCCUCCAUCGCGGACCUCGGGGAUAGAACAUCGCGUCGCACGGAAAGGGACCUGCUGACCAACUAACUGGUUUCUGACCCCGCUCCGCUCGUGCCCGCCUCGGGAGCGCGCAGGGAGGGAGAUCGAGAGGGCGGGGCUUCAGGAGGCUCGGAGAGGGGCGGGGCGCCACGCGUCCGGAUUCGGAGGCGGGGCACUGGGAGUGUUGGGCCCAUAGGGGGCGGGGCACGGGGGUUGCUAGGCGCAUUCCGAUAGGUUCCAUCGGGGAGGCUUUGAGAGCGUAAGGCCCCGCCCCCAAUGGAACGCUGCCGGCGAAGUCAGGUGACCGGAGAGAGCGGUGCUCAGCGCCCCAGCCAGAAGCAGGCGGCGGGUCCGAGCGGAUCGGAAAGGUGCUCGGGAUUCCCGUCACUGCAGAGGGGCUAAGGUUUAACGUCCAAAGACACCUUGUUCAGUAUUUCUGAAGGAAGAACUGUGGUUCCGGGAGGUGACAGCUGGGGAAGGAAAGCUUCCAGUGCGGGAUAGCUGGUAAAAAGCUGAGCAGAUCUGAUUAGGUCCUGAGACGCUAAAGCCAGAGCGAUGUUGCUGAAGACAGCGUCCUUGCUGGCACUGGUGGCCCAGGUGCUGGCUCUGGACAAUGGGCUCCUGCUGACACCCCCCAUGGGCUGGCUGGCCUGGGAACGCUUCCGUUGCAAUAUUGACUGUGAUGAGGACCCCAAGAAUUGCAUCAGCGAGUGGCUCUUCAUGGAGACGGCUGAUCGGCUAGCACAGGAUGGAUGGCGGGACCUGGGCUACGUAUACAUCAACAUCGACGACUGCUGGAUCGGCGAGCGUGAUGCCAAAGGCCGCCUGGUGCCUGAUCCCAAGCGCUUUCCCAGUGGCAUUGCCCACCUAGCUGACUAUGUUCACUCCCUGGGCUUGAAGUUGGGCAUCUAUGAAGACAUGGGCAAGUUCACCUGCAUGGGUUACCCAGGCACCACACUAGACGAUGUGGUCCAGGACGCACAAACCUUCGCUGAGUGGAAGGUGGACAUGCUAAAGCUGGAUGGCUGCUACUCGACCCCUGAGGAACGGGCCAGGGGUUAUCCCAAGAUGGCUGCUGCCCUGAAUGCCACAGGCCGUCCCAUUGCCUUCUCCUGCAGCUGGCCGGCCUACGAGGGGGGCCUGCCUCCCAAGGUGAACUACAGUGUGCUGGCCAACAUCUGCAACCUCUGGCGUAACUACAACGACAUCCAGGACUCCUGGAAGAGUGUGCUUUCCAUCCUGGACUGGUUUGUGAGCCACCAGGACAUCCUGCAGCCGGUGGCCGGUCCUGGGCACUGGAAUGACCCAGACAUGCUGCUCAUCGGGAACUUUGGCCUCAGCUUUGAGGAAGCCCAGGCCCAGAUGGCCCUGUGGACGGUGCUGGCAGCCCCCCUCUUCAUGUCCACAGACCUGCGUACCAUCUCCGCCCAGGCCAUUGACAUCCUGCAGAACCCACUCAUGAUCAAAAUCCACCAGGACCCCUUAGGCAUCCAGGGACGCAGAAUUCUCAAGGAAAAAUUCUUCAUUGAGGUGUUCUUGCGGCCCCUGUCCCAUAAGGCCAGUGCUCUAGUCUUCUUCAGCCGCAGGACGGACAUGCCUUAUCACUAUAAGACCUCCCUUGCCAGCCUAAAUUUCACUGGUUCCCAUGUAUAUGAGGCCCAGAAUGUCUACACCGGUGAGAUCAUCAGUGGCCUCCGGGAAGAAACCAACUUCACAGUGACCAUCAACCCUUCAGGGGUCGUGAUGUGGUAUGUGUACCCCAUCAAGAACAUGGACAUGUCCCAGCAGUGAGGAGCUGGGCAUGUAGCAGAGGCUGGGGUGGCCGCACUGGGCCCAGACCAUGGAGCCUCGGUGUGGUGAGGACCAGUGGGCAAAGGGUCAUCCUGACCCCAUCACACCCAAGGUGCAAUCUCAGGGCCAGCUUUCAUGCCUUGCCCAAGUGGGAACACUUGGAAACUUGCCUUGGGGCAAUUUUCGGGGGCCUUCCCAGCCUCUACCUCAUCUGGAUGGCUCCACAGAUGUUGCUGAACAACUCAGCCAUCUUCCUGAGCCCCCACAGGCAGAGACACUGAUGCCCAGCUAGACCUCAGCCCUUGACCCUCUCUUUAUUGGAAUCAAGAUUUGGAAGUUUUCUUCUAAUUAAGAGCAGAGGACUGAAUUGUCAGAAAUUCCCAUGAAUUGUGAGAUUCGCUUUCCUACCUGAAGAAGGCCUUGCAGACUCAUACUGCAUGGGAACAAGGUUGGCUCCCUCGGAUCCCCAAUAAAGCUGUUCUUUAGUCAAGUGGUUGUAAGACAGACCCGGGGCCCCAGCUGCGAGCAGGGUUCUGGGUGGGACUGGGCAGGGUGCUGAUUUAAAGCUUCACCUCAGAAGACAUACAGCAUCUUCUGGCCCCUUAUAUUCCAAUGUGACCUGCAGAUUACUCUGCCUAGAAAUGCCAGGCUUGCCUCUCACCAGGGAGCCAUCCCUGCUCUGUCCACACACUGGUGCUGGCGACAACACAGGGAGGCAUGGUAGCAAUAUUCCCAAGCCCUCUUUGUCCUGCGUCCUUGCCCUGCUCAACCCCUAGUUCAGAUGCUACAGGGUCUGCCAGCCACUGUUUCCACCCCUGCCGCCCCCCUGCCACAUGGUAAAAGGGCCUGAUCUCCUGAGGAACCUUGUGUUACUGUCUUAGGCGACUUCCAGCUCCUCUCCCCGUUUCUUACAGGGCUGCAUUCACUCCCACGUGGUGCUCUGUGGCUGGGGGCAGGGAUUAACUCUGCUUUUCUCCCACAGGGCCCCCUGUAGCCUCUCCUCUGCCCAUAGUGCCCCCUGGCCCCAGCAUUUCACCUGCUGUCUUUCUGGCAGCUCUUUACCACCCCUUCUCUCCCAUAGCUUCUCCUCUCUCAAUCUGGAAGCACAGGAGGCUUAAAUCCCCCAGCUGUGUCCAAAAACAAGUCCAGGGGCUCUUUGUGUCUUAAACUCUAUUUCCUGCUCCUCCUAGGGAAAGGAGGAGCAUUUAAAGUAAAAUAAAUAAAUAAAAAGGUU
Molecule: messenger RNA, 3140 nt
Organism: Choloepus didactylus (southern two-toed sloth)
Lineage: Eukaryota; Metazoa; Chordata; Mammalia; Pilosa; Megalonychidae
Gene: NAGA
Product: alpha-N-acetylgalactosaminidase
Exons: 11
Coding region: 671-1906 (411 amino acids)
Biological process (GO): glycosylceramide catabolic process; oligosaccharide metabolic process; glycoside catabolic process
Cellular component (GO): cytoplasm
Molecular function (GO): alpha-galactosidase activity
Source: RefSeq, a predicted model, not a curated record